CACGGACGCAUCCCGCUAGCAGGACUUGGAGGAGGACUCUCGUUCCCGUUCUGCUCCUGCUCUGAUCCCGGGUCUUUGUCUCCCGGCGGUGAGAAGACCACCCGCACGGGAGGAAAAGAGAGCAAUAACCACUUUCUGCGUUUUCUAUAGUCUGAGAAAGCGAAUCGGGAUUGGACACUUUUUUUCUUGGAGGGGGAUUUUAUUUCUCGCAUCUGUUUUUGGAGCGCGCACUGCUAUACGUCUUUGUUUUCCUCCAAUGGAUUUUAAUACAGUGGAAAUACCCUGGGAAUUAAAGUACUGUUAAGUUGCUUUUUAGAUUUUCAAUUUUGUUCCCAAUAAGGGCUUGUGUUUCACAUGGAGAGGAAGACGAUGAUCCUCCCAGUACUGUAUGUCCUCCUGCCUCUUUUGGAUGUGUUGUGUUACGCGGAGGAGAACCUGCGUGCAGGUCGGCUGGACUGUGUCCGGGCCAGCGAGCAGUGCCUGAAGGAGCAAGGAUGCAGCACCAAGUACCGGACCAUGAGGCAGUGCGUGGCCGGCGGCAAGGAGAGCAACUUCAGCAUGGUGGCCGGCCUGGAGGCCAAGGACGAGUGCCGGAGCGCCAUGGACGCCCUGAAACAGAGCCCGCUGUACCACUGCCGGUGUAAACGGGGCAUGAAGAAGGAGAAGAACUGCCUGCGCAUCUACUGGGGGAUCUAUCAGACAUUACAAGGUAACGACUUCUUGGAAGAUUCUCCGUACGAACCCGUGAACAGCCGUCUCUCUGACAUCUUCCGCCUGGCUCCCAUCAUAGAGGGUGGGGAACCUUGGAGCGGCUCGGCCACUUCAGCUCCAGGACGGGGGGGCAUCCCGGGCCGAGGGAGCCCCUCCUCCACCGACCUGCAGGAUCCCAGUAGAAACAGGAGGGCUCAUCCAAAUUGGGCCAUACUGGGUGAGCCAGCAGUGGCCAGAGAGAAUAACUGUCUGAACGCGGCGAAGGCCUGCAACUUGAACGACACGUGUAAGAAGUACCGCUCGGCCUACAUCAGCCCGUGCACCAGCCGGGUUUCCACCGCUGAGGUCUGCAACAAGAGGAAGUGCCACAAGGCCCUGCGGCAAUUCUUUGACAAGGUUCCUCCCAAGCACAGCUAUGGCAUGCUGUACUGCUCUUGUCCGGUGAGCGAUCAGACGGCCUGCUCUGAGCGCCGGCGGCAGACCAUCGUCCCCGUCUGCUCGUACGAAGAGAAGCAGAAACCAAACUGUCUGGAACUGCAGGCGUCCUGCAAGACCAACUACAUCUGCAGGUCACGACUGGCUGACUUCUUCGUCAACUGUCAGCCGGAGCCCCGCUCGCUGUCCGGCUGCCUGAAGGAGAACUACGCCGACUGCCUGCUGUCCUACUCCGGUCUGAUCGGUACGGUGAUGACUCCCAACUACCUGCGCUCUCCCAAGAUCAGCGUCUCUCCGUACUGCGACUGCAGCAACAGCGGCAACAACAAGGACGAGUGUGACAAGUUCACCGAGUUUUUCACAGAGAACACCUGCCUCCGUAAUGCCAUCCAGGCGUUUGGGAAUGGGACAGAUGUGGGCGUUUGGCAGCCGAUGUCCCCCGUCCAGACCACCACCUCCACCACCACCCCCUACCAGAGGAACCGCGAGCGCAACCCCAACACCAUCGACAACAGCAUCAACACAGACCCCGGCAUCUACCACUUCUGUGGCAGCCUGCAGGCUCAGAAAUUGAAGUCAAACUCAACAGUCGACGGCGUCUUCUGUGUGGACCCUCAGAUUGAUAAUCCCAGCACAUCCAACGCCAUCCUGAGGAACUCUGCCGUCUCCAGACGGGGCGCCUCCUCUCUGCUGCCCCCGCUGCUGAUGCUGUGGUACUGCAGCCUGCGGGCGCUAUCCUCGCAUCACGUCUUGUAGCCUCGACGCUUCACAGCAAACACAGCGGACUGACAAAAACACACAUUUGUAUAAAAGAAAAAGCAAAAUGAUAUCCUUUCUCCUCAGUCGAAACCUGUUGUAAUAUGAUUUCCUCUGGAUUCUCUCUUUGAUUCCUGCUUUGUUUUUUAUGAUGUUUUCUUUGCAUUGCAGCGGUGUGCUAAAGCGGUGAUCUGUACGUGUUCAGUUUGGCUGUGUGUUCCCUUUAGGUUAGAUGAAAAUAAAAGGGAUUUAAAGCUUACGUUUCUGCUCUCUUGCGCAGAAAGACCUAAUACCCCAGGACUACAUUCCAAUAAACUUCAGCUGGUAACUUUGGAAAGGAACAAUGUAAAUUAGCACUGAUUUUCAGAGUCAGUUCUCCCUCGUCUGUUUGUGUGUUGAGGCUAUCGGUGGGAUCUUUCGCUCAAAAGUCAGUCAGUUCAGUAACGGCUAUAUUUUAUCACUUGGGCAGCUUUUAGGUGUUCUUCAGUCUCCUCUGUGGUUUGCGUUUGUUUUGAUAAUGAUGUGAUCUGGUGUUUCACAUUUCUAUGAAAGACUCCACGUGGAUAUUUACCUGAGAAAAACCUAAAUACAGGGUGAACACCGAUAACUAUCUGCGCCCAGACCGUGAUCACGGUAGCUCAUACUGAACACACAUCGCCACUGGCUAAAAGCACACAAGCAAAGACCCACAAACACACACUGCACAUGUUCACACACUCAGACAAAAACACGCGGAAACACACAGGCUUUCUUUGUUUUACACCAGAGGUCACAGGACAGUACGCUGCUGUGGAUAUCUGAAUCCACUCAUUAGUGAUUGUACAGAACUUGUAAUUGUUAGAAGUCCAAGCCAUGUUCAGUGUUUCUCUAUGGACAGAGGAGCUGCUGCAGUUUCACCUGAAUGAGUUCUUUUGUUUUUGAUGUACUUUGCUGCACUGCGUCCACAAAGACGAGAGCUGAGGAAAAAAAUAGGCUUAUUGUUGUCGAGAAUAUUCAACGGUAACUCACACCUCCAUCCCGCUCAAAGCUCAAAGCUUCAUUUUCUGUCAGUUCAGUGUUAGGACUUGUUGCCUCAAUAAUGAAACUGUCAACACGUGUUGUGGGGAGGGAGCGAUUACCUGGUGUUGAACAUUUGCUAAACCCCAUCCUACCUUACUUUACUGUCACUGCAACUACUGGGUUUUAUAUCUAAUGUUUGCAAUAGAAAUAAACUGUGGCGGAACUGAUAUUACAUUCAGGAGUAAUUGGCCUUUCAUUUCAAUUGAAGACAAAGCAAACUUCUAAAUCUCAGCUACUGAACAUAUAUUUUGAGGGCUGAAAGGAAACUGUAGCUUUCUAACACACUUUAAAACGUUAAUGGAAACCUUCUCCAGGAUGACUUGUUUAAAAUAUGAACCCUAUCUCAAGUUUUAUUGUAUGCAAACCUUGUGACCCCACCAGAAUAUGUAGUUAGCUACCAUCUACUCCUUGGCUUUGGUUGUACUGUAGCUCGAGUGCUAAUGGAUUCGGCUAGGUGUGCUAACACUAGCUAGCAGUAGCUCGCAGCUCCAAACUCAUUCCUUUCACUUUUGCUUCUUUUUUAAUUAUUAUUCUGGAAGCAUAACUUGUAACUCCACCAAACAUGUAAUACGCUGUGAUCUAAUCCCUGGCUUUGGAAGUAGUAAAUAUUAUACUGUAGCUAGAAUGCAAAUAUGUUUUAGCUAGGUGUGCUAGCAACAGCUAGAAGUAUCUACCUACCCAUUCUUUGGACUUUUGCCUCAUUUUUUGUUCUUCUGGAAGAGUUCAAAAGCACCUUUGAAGCUCUAGGAUACACACUAUGGCUCUUUUUAGUCUGUCUGAAGUACAAAUCUGCUAACCCAAGAAAUAAUAGCUAAAUGGGACUGAAAAAUCGAUGUUUGGGAGAAGGAUUCAGCAAAUGGUCAAUUCUGUGUUAUGAACGAAGCUGCAGCAAACAAGCGACUCAUGUACUGUUAGUAAACUACACGUUCUCUCCCCCUAACACGUGAUCAACACGCUUACAUACAUCACCGUGGCAUGUUUCCGGUUAAUUUACACAUUGGGACCCUGACAGGAACAUGUACGACACGCUGCUUGGGUUUGUGUAGCUUCCUCAACACAUGGUUAAUGUAUAGUAUAACUUAAUGUUAUGUACCGAGCAUAAACAUGGUAUGUGCACUGUAUGGCUCAAACUAUAAAUUGGACAAGUAAACGUCUGAUGAUAUUCUACUCCAGAGCAUUGUGAGCUAUUUUGAAAUCCAGAUAGAGUACAUUGAAAAACCCUUGUUUUUUUAUAACAACUUCUGUGUAUAUUUCUCCCGGUAUGAACAUGACUAUGGAAUAUUAAUGCAUCUGAGAAACAGGAUAUCAAUGUAACUGUCCUUAUGUAGUUCUAAACAUCGGUAUUUCUUUUGGACCAUAGCCCCGUUUAUGAUGUUGCUUAAACAUAGAAGUAGUGGUUUUUUUUGGCUAAGAUUUGAACUUAUUUUUCUAUCUUUUACUUAUUUUUGCUGUUUUUUCGAUGAGAUGAAGAUGAGCGAGGCGGACCGGGCACAGAUGGUUUAUAUUUCAAACUUUUAUAAGAGUGUUUAUUGCUGUUAACCCUGAUAUUUUGGUUUUACUGCUAAAAUAACUAUGUUGACAAUAACAAGGAGUUGUCAUUGCAUGGUGAUUGAGAAGGAAAUAAAUCAAUGUUUAAAGACAAAUAUAUUCUAUACCAUACCAUUGAAGGCUUUUAUGGUAUAUUAGACCAGAAGUGGGCGACUGAAGACUGAAUGUGUGGAGGGAACGUUAAAGAGAAAUGUUAUGAGUUGCUUCACGACAAAAAGUACAUUUCUCAGACCUGUGUCUUACAGAACGUCUCAUUAUUUUGUAUUUGAAUCCCAGUGUCAUAUCUUCAUCGGCCCUAGAAAAUGAAGGUAUUGUUUAUAUAUGUGGCUCCGAAGGCACGUCCUCCCGAUGUAAGGGGGUGCCACUGAAAUGUUAAGGUGUUAAAUAUGUUUGCUGUCCAUCUCCAUCCAAUCUGUUGUUUCAAAAUACCAACAAAAUAAAAGGUGUUUUGGAGAUGCGGACUCCCUCAGCAUCAUUUACUUCUUAGCUUGUGAAAAUGUAAAAUCUAUUGUACAAAAGUUACGAUUAAAAACUGUUAAAUCA
Eleginops maclovinus (Patagonian blennie) is the source of this 5052-nucleotide messenger RNA. RefSeq names its product gdnf family receptor alpha 1a (gene gfra1a). Gene Ontology annotation, cellular component: signaling receptor complex; external side of plasma membrane. The record is from RefSeq and is a predicted model, not a curated record. Bases 355 to 1902 code for a protein of 515 amino acids. Gene Ontology annotation, biological process: nervous system development. The transcript has 11 exons. NCBI's taxonomy places the organism in Eukaryota, Metazoa, Chordata, Actinopteri, Perciformes, Eleginopidae. Gene Ontology annotation, molecular function: signaling receptor activity.